CUGGGAUCUUGAUGGUGUUGGCUCAAUCAGCCAGGGAGAGAGCUGUUAGUGAAGUGGCCCAAAGAUGGGAUUAGUCACAGGAAGGAAGCAGAGGAGCUGGAAGGCCUAGAGAACAAGGGAGGAUUUCCCACCCACACUGGAGCGGCCCAGUGGGGAUUGCUGAAGGAGGAGGCAUCAGGCUGAGAGGGGCUCCUGUACUCCCUGGACAGAGCAGCGCUGGCUCACCAUGCUGCCCCUAGUUGCCCUGUUUCUCCUGAUUGGGCGGUCAGUGUGAGCUACAACAGGGGACAGAGAGGAUCUGACCCUCAGCACAGAAGCAGAAUCCUGGAUGACCGUGAACCUGAAGGGACUCCCUGUUGCCAGCCUUGAACUCCAGCUUCAGGAGUUGAAGAGAAGCAGAACUCGCCAGUUAUACGGUCUGAUGGGGAAGCGGGUGGAAGGAAUACGUCCGAUCCAGCCAAGGGAAGGAAUGGGUUAUCAGCUGGGACGAAUAAUGCAGGACCUCCUUGGUGCGAGAGGCUUCUCCAUAGAAGGAGCCUGCAGACAGGAGACACACCACGAGAGUGCAGAGCCCGGAACAGUGGCCAGGGAAGGCCUCCAGAGUAAACAGGAAGACCAGACUCUCUCAAUCACCAGCAACGUGUAGCACUCUCCCUGGACACGGAAGAGGAUGACCAGGGUUUAGAGUGAGCCCCAAAGGACGCUUCCCAAAUGAUGCCAUGCCCACCUCUCCCUGAACGUUAUAGCUGAAGCGCCUCGGGCCAACAGUCCAGUGUCUUCUGUCCUUAACUUGGGCAUUCAUGCCAGGCCCGCACUGAGCCCUGCAUUUCUCCCAGGCCUCUUGGCACCAGGUAGCAAUGGCACACAAAGCAGUGCUGCCUCACAGGCUGCAGUGGCCCAGCUCUCCCUUGCACCCAGGCUCUCGUGUCUGUGUAUUACAGGGUAAGAUUCACACCCUGUAACUCAUGCCCAACAGUGGGGCUCCAUAAAAGUGAGCAGUGCAGAAGAACACAAAUAAAUUAAUCCCACACUAACUCAGAAUGAAGUAUAAGGGGUUCUUUAUUUAAGGGGGACUCACAGAUCACAGUCCUUUGCACACACGGGGAACAGGAACUGAAUCCAGCAUCCAGGUGAGAGGAGAGAGCUCAGGUGCACCUUUUUUUGUACUCAAGUCCACGCCCAACCUGCCAAGGCCUCUCCAAGGCCACAGCUGAAGGAGGUUCCUCAGCACCUCCCCUUUUUGUCUAAAUAAGAGUUCCAAACCCAAUACAAAACUAUACAUAGCAGGUAUCAAAUAUAAAAAUUAGAAUUACAACCAAAAUAAACAAUAUUAAGCAAGAAACAUAUGUUUUAAUAAUUAUUUUAUCCUAAGGAGUCUAAGUCUUGCAUUAGAAAUAGUUUGGCUAAGUCAUUAGAGGAAAGUAACUACGACUAUCUAAUCUUCAACCUCAUAGAAGACCUGAGAAGGGAAAUAUUACUUGAGUAAGCAGGAAGUGAAAUCAAGCAGCUUCCAAAAUGUGCAGUAAAUGACAGAAACAACUGACUACCUGGGCAAUCACCCAAAAUCUCAUUUGCAACGUUGGAGCAACCAACUUUGGCUAAGGCCUAGAGUAACUGACAGACCAUUUUCAGAGGCAGGAAAAUUUCCAAAACCAUCUUACCCUGUCUUGGUAAGGUUUUGGCUUUUUUUUUUCUUGUAUUUUGCUUGUCUGGUCUGGACACCGUGCAUUUUGUCAGUGGUCGAGGCAUUGCCCAAAGGCCAGUUUUGCUAAGAAGAAAACAAGCUCCAAGUGGAGUGUCUUUGGUGCUCAAUGUUCUCUCGGGAAUAGAUUGGUGCUGCCAGGAGCAAUCAUGUCUUAUGCCAACAGAACCCUAAGUUACUUAAAUGCCACAUUCUACAGUUCUGGGAUAAUAGGUAGACUAGUGUGAGCUUACUCACAGAGCGGUAACAAGUAGCUUUCUUGGCCAGGUAAGGCAGAGGGCAGGAUGUCAGAAGAGCAGAGCAAAAUUACACAGCCCAGGUCCACCCUCAGGUGGGAAAAGAACUUGGGGCCAGGCUAAGAACUGCAACAGAACCAAGAGUUCCUGAUGGGGUGGACUGCAUGCAUUUGGGUGUAAGAGGGAGUAGGGUCAGAGGCCUUCUUUUCCUUGGAUUCCUGAUAUUCCUGGCUUGAUGACAUGACUGAGUGGGUUUAAGGCAUUUGUUGCCAAGACCAGCAACUUGAAUUCAAUCCUCAGGACCCACAAGGUGGAAGAGUAAACACUUCCAAGUAGUCCUUUGACUUCUACAUGUGUGAGAUAGCAUAUGUGUACCAACACACAGACACAAAAUAAAGCUAAAAAAGAUUAAAAAAAAAAAAAAA
This is a messenger RNA of Alexandromys fortis (reed vole), 2363 nucleotides long. RefSeq names its product tachykinin precursor 4 (gene Tac4). Gene Ontology annotation, biological process: positive regulation of cytosolic calcium ion concentration; inflammatory response; tachykinin receptor signaling pathway. NCBI's taxonomy places the organism in Eukaryota, Metazoa, Chordata, Mammalia, Rodentia, Cricetidae. The record is from RefSeq and is a predicted model, not a curated record. Gene Ontology annotation, molecular function: substance P receptor binding.